Fundulus heteroclitus (mummichog) is the source of this 1923-nucleotide messenger RNA. RefSeq lists its product as uncharacterized. The transcript is spliced from 3 exons. The record is from RefSeq and is a predicted model, not a curated record. NCBI's taxonomy places the organism in Eukaryota, Metazoa, Chordata, Actinopteri, Cyprinodontiformes, Fundulidae. Bases 145 to 1839 code for a protein of 564 amino acids.
UUCCCCAUUUUCCUGCUGAGGAAGAGUUGAGGCAAAAGUGGCUCGUGAAUGUGACGUCAGUCAGGCAAUGCGUCGCGGGUGUUAAGACGUGGAAGCCUGGUGGAGGCGGACCGCUUGGUGGUUUUGUUUUGAUUGCGCGGCGUGAUGAACGAUACAACGGUGUCGGUGUGUUGCGUUAAAAAAUGCCGCAGUCGGUCUCACGACCAGAGCGGAAACCGGAUCGGAGACGGGGUCCGUUUUUUCCGCUUCCCGGUGUGGAAGCAAUAUUAUGGAGCACAUGUGGCGGAGCUAACAAAGAGGCGUCGGAUGGCAUGGGUGGAGGCCGUAGGACGUGCAAGCAUCACUUUCAACAAAAUUUCCCGGAAAAAGUUUGUGUGUUCACGGCAUUUCCACUCGGGGAUGCCAGGCAAUGAGUUCCUGGAGGACCACCCUGACUGGGCACCUUCUUUAAAUCUCGGCCGCGGCCACCCAGCGGUGAGAGAGAGACCCGCUCAGCGAGCUGGAGGCUGGGGAUGUAGACAAGGAGAUGCAACGCCAGCCUCACAGGACGUGACUGGUAACAUGAAGAAAGUGACCAUAAAAGCUCACACCGGCGUAUAUAGCCGCUAUUUGAAACCUGAAGACAUUCAGCAGCCAGCAUCUGAGGCAGAGAGACAGGAGCUGAGAAGCGAAGCUGCACCGUUGCUGUUGGCGUGGGACAUUUACCCCCUCCCACAUCUGGCACCGGUGGUGGAGGAGAGAAGGCAAGGACCGGCGCCGGAGGAGGAGAGUGGGGGUGAAGCCCAGGCACCAGACGGCGUAGACGCCCUUAAAGAACACGACUACGCCACUGAUCCGGAUGGGGCGCUCGUCGACCAGGUGUUGGAGGAAAACCACACUAACCGGGAGAAAAUUCGCCAGCAGCGGCGAAUGGUCGAGGGCCUUUCGCUGUGGCAGCGGUUCGGCAUUUACCGCUUUGCUGCCUCGGACGAGGACAUUAGAUUCUUUACAAGGUUUGCAUCAUAUGACCUCCUGAUGGGUUUCUGGGCCUUGAUUGAGCCCUUUCUACCCUCGACGGUGGGUGUUCACAGAAGGAUAGGACCGCUCAUCGACUCCACUCCCUCAACCCGUUCCCUGCAGCCUAUCGAUGAGUUAUUCCUGUUCUUAAAUUUCCUCGCCCUCGGGUCCAAGCCAAUGGACCUUGCUGAGCGGUUCCGCGUCCACCAGUCCAAGGUCAGCCGGAUCAUCAAAGCCUGGAGCAACUUUUUAUUUACAGUUCUUGGCUCAAUGAGGAUCUGGGUACAUGGAGACCAGAUACAGCAGAACCUACCUGCAGACUUCCAGCAGUACCCUGACACUACGGUCAUCCUGGGCUGUACCGAGCUCAGCUGUCAGUUCUCGUCUCGUCUCCUCCAGAAGGAGGCGAUUUCCUCCUGUAAAUCCCACUGGACUCUGAAGGGGCUCGUCGGGAUGGCACCACACGGGGCGGUGACGUUCGUCUCGCCUCUCUACGCCGGGGAUAACAGUGACGAACAUAUCGCGCGUGAAUCUGGCCUCAUCGACCUCUUAACGCCUGGGAUGGAAGUCAUGGUUCACAGAGGCGUUCUUAUCGGUGACAUUUUACCCUGCAAGGUCGUCAGGCCAGCUUUCCGCAGGCCUCAGAAAUCUGCAGGCGAAGUUCGGGAGACUCAGGCCUCGGCACGGCUCAGGGUGCACGUAGGGCGUCUCUUUAGUCGGGUCAAGGAACACAAGCUGUUGGACUCUGACAUCCCCCCAGGUGUGUUUGGGAUUAUCAACCAGCUGUACACUGUUGCUUGUCUACUCAUAAAUUAUGAAAAUGGUCCGACGGUGAAGGCUUGAGUAAAGAAGCCUGACAUCUGAGACAUAUUUACUUGUGUUGUAACACUGUUUGUACUUAAAAUAAAGUUUAAACACCUUUUUGUA